This is a messenger RNA of Cynoglossus semilaevis (tongue sole), 8482 nucleotides long. RefSeq names its product myosin-10-like. The record is from RefSeq and is a predicted model, not a curated record. Gene Ontology annotation, biological process: regulation of cell shape; mitotic cytokinesis; actomyosin structure organization. Gene Ontology annotation, molecular function: actin filament binding; microfilament motor activity; ATP binding. Gene Ontology annotation, cellular component: myosin II complex; myosin filament; cytoplasm. Bases 1 to 5571 code for a protein of 1856 amino acids. The transcript has 44 exons. Lineage: Eukaryota; Metazoa; Chordata; Actinopteri; Pleuronectiformes; Cynoglossidae.
AUGUCACAGAGGAGUGGGCAGGAGGACCCAGAGCGGUACCUCUUUGUAGACCGCGCUGUGGUCUACAAUCCGGCAGCCCAGGCUGACUGGACAGCCAAAAGGCUGGUGUGGGUCCCAUCAGAACGCCAUGGUUUUGAGGCGGCCAGUGUUCGAGAGGAGCGUGGAGAUGAGGUGGUGGUGGAGUUGGCUGAGAAUGGGAAGAAGGCCAUGGUCAACAAGGAUGACAUCCAGAAGAUGAACCCGCCAAAGUUCAGUAAAGUGGAGGACAUGGCAGAACUCACCUGCCUCAACGAGGCAUCUGUGCUUUAUAACCUCAAAGACCGCUACUAUUCUGGCCUCAUUUAUACAUACUCUGGUCUCUUCUGUGUCGUCAUAAAUCCUUACAAAAACCUGCCCAUCUACUCAGAGAACAUCAUCGAGAUGUACAGGGGCAAAAAAAGGCACGAAAUGCCUCCUCACAUCUACGCCAUUUCAGAGUCUGCAUACAGGUGCAUGCUUCAAGAUCGAGAGGACCAAUCAAUUCUUUGCACAGGUGAGUCAGGAGCUGGCAAAACUGAAAAUACAAAAAAGGUCAUUCAGUACCUGGCACAUGUUGCCUCCUCCCACAAGGGGAAAAAAGACCACAACGUUCCUCCAGAGUCACCUAAGCCAGCGAAACUGCAGGCUCAGAAUUCAGUUAGUGGACCCCUGUUUUAUGGUGAACUGGAACGACAGCUUUUACAAGCCAACCCCAUCCUGGAGUCUUUUGGAAAUGCUAAGACAGUGAAAAACGACAACUCAUCCCGAUUUGGAAAAUUCAUCCGGAUUAACUUUGAUGUCACCGGAUACAUUGUUGGAGCCAAUAUUGAAACUUAUUUACUGGAAAAAUCCAGAGCCAUUCGUCAAGCCAAAGAUGAACGCACCUUCCACAUUUUCUACCAGCUGCUGGCUGGAGCCGGAGAGCAUCUCAGAUCCGAUUUGCUUUUGGAAGGAUUUAACAAAUACCGUUUCCUGUCGAAUGGCAACAUCCCAAUCCCAGGACAGCAGGACAAAGACAACUUUCAUGAGACCAUGGAGGCCAUGCACAUCAUGAGUUUUGCACAUGAGGAGAUUCUGGCCAUGUUGAAGGUCGUGUCGGCUGUGCUUCAGUUUGGUAAUGUUAUCUUCAAAAAGGAGAGGAACACUGACCAGGCCUCUAUGCCUGAUAAUACUGCUGCACAGAAGCUGUGUCACUUGCUUGGUAUGAAUGUGAUGGAGUUCACCAGAGCCAUUCUGUCACCAAGAAUCAAAGUGGGAAGAGAUUAUGUCCAGAAGGCACAGACUAAAGAGCAGGCCGACUUUGCAGUGGAGGCCCUGGCUAAGGCGACGUAUGAGCGUCUGUUCCGCUGGUUGGUCCAUCGCAUUAACAAAGCUCUGGAUAGGACUAAACGGCAGGGAGCCUCCUUUAUCGGCAUUCUGGACAUUGCUGGUUUUGAGAUUUUCCAGCUGAACUCAUUUGAGCAGCUUUGUAUCAACUACACCAACGAGAAGCUGCAGCAGCUCUUCAACCACACCACGUUCAUCCUGGAGCAGGAGGAGUACCAGUGGGAGGGCAUCGCGUGGAGCUUCAUCGACUUUGGCCUGGACCUGCAGCCCUGCAUCGACCUCAUCGAGAGACCGGCAAAUCCUCCCGGGGUUUUAGCUCUUCUGGAUGAAGAGUGUUGGUUCCCUAAAGCUACAGACAAGACAUUUGUGGAAAAACUGAUCCAAGAGCAGGGCACGCACACCAAGUUUCAGAAACCCCGUCAGCUCAAAGACAAGGCUGACUUCUGCAUCAUCCAUUACGCUGGCAAGGUGGACUACAAGGCGGACGAGUGGCUAAUGAAGAACAUGGAUCCCCUGAACGACAACGUUGCCACCCUCCUUCAUCAGUCAACCGACAAAUUCGUAGCUGAACUUUGGAAAGAUGUGGACCGCAUCGUAGGCCUGGACCAGGUGGCAGGAAUGAAUGAGACAGCUUUCGGGGCAACCUAUAAAACCAAAAAGGGAAUGUUCCGUACAGUGGGGCAGCUCUACAAGGAGUCGCUCACCAAGCUCAUGGCCACUCUGAGGAACACCAACCCCAGCUUUGUCCGCUGCAUCAUCCCCAACCACGAAAAAAGGGCUGGUAAACUGGAGCCCCACCUGGUCCUGGACCAGCUACGGUGUAAUGGAGUUCUGGAGGGGAUUCGUAUCUGCAGACAGGGUUUCCCAAACCGCAUUGUCUUUCAGGAGUUCAGACAGAGGUAUGAGAUUUUGACACCAAAUGCAAUCCCUAAAGGAUUUAUGGAUGGGAAACAAGCCUGUGAAAGAAUGAUUCGAGCUCUAGAGCUCGACCCCAACCUGUACCGUAUUGGUCAGAGCAAGAUCUUCUUCAGGACUGGUGUCCUGGCUCAUCUGGAGGAGGAGAGAGACCUGAAGAUCUCUGACAUCAUCAUCUACUUCCAGUCUGUGUGCAGAGGAUACUUGGCACGCAAAGCAUUUGCCAAGAAGCAGCAGCAGCUCAGUGCCUUGAAGGUCCUUCAGAGGAACUGUGCUGCUUACCUGAAACUACGACACUGGCAAUGGUGGAGGCUUUUCACCAAGGUGAAACCUCUGCUGCAGGUCACCAGGCAGGAGGAGGAGCUGCAGGCCAAAGAUGAGGAGCUGGUUAAGGUGAAGGAGAGACAGCUGAAGGUGGAGAAUGAGUUAGUGGAGAUGGAGAGAAAACACCAACAGCUUCUGGAGGAAAAGAAUAUUCUGGCAGAGCAACUCCACGCAGAGACGGAGCUGUUUGCUGAGGCAGAGGAGAUGAGAGUUCGCCUUCUCUCUAGGAAACAAGAGUUGGAGGAGAUCCUUCAUGACCUGGAGUCAAGGGUGGAGGAGGAAGAGGAGAGGAACCAAAGCCUGCAGAAUGAGAAGAAGAAAAUGCAAUCACACAUACAGGAUCUGGAGGAGCAGCUGGAUGAAGAAGAAGCUGCAAGACAGAAACUACAGUUGGACAAAGUAACAGCUGAGGCCAAAAUUAAGAAGAUGGAGGAGGAUAUUUUGCUGCUGGAGGACCAGAACUCUAAGUUCCUCAAGGAGAAGAAGAUGCUGGAGGACAGGGUUGGUGAGAUGACCUCACAGCUGACAGAGGAGGAGGAGAAAGCAAAGAACCUCAGCAAAGUGAAGAACAAGCAGGAGAUGAUGAUGACUGACCUGGAGGAGCGUUUAAAGAAAGAGGAAAAAACCCGCCAAGAGCUGGAGAAGGCCAAACGCAAACUGGACGCUGAGACCUCUGACCUGCAGGACCAGAUAGUUGAACUUCAGGUCCAAGUAGAGGAGCUGAAGAUCCAACUGACCAAGAAGGAGGAGGAGCUGCAGACUGCUCUGGCCAGGGGUGACGAGGAGGCCAUACAGAAGAACAACACCCUGAAGCAGGUGCGGGAGCUUCAAGCCCAGCUUGUUGAGCUUCAGGAGGACCUGGAGUCUGAGAGGAUAUGUCGAAGCAAAGCUGAAAAGUUGAGGAGAGACCUGAGUGAAGAGCUGGAGGCUCUGAAGACAGAACUGGAGGACACGUUGGACACCACAGCUGCCCAGCAAGAACUGAGGACCAAGAGAGAGCAGGAGGUGGCAGAACUGAAGAAGGCCAUCGAUGAAGAAACCAAAAACCAUGAGGCACAGGUCCAGGAAAUGAGACAGAGACAUGCCACUGCACUGGAAGAACUGUCCGAGCAGCUGGAACAGGCCAAGAGGUUCAAGACCAACCUGGAGAAGAACAAGCAGUGUCUGGAGAGUGACAACAGAGAGCUGAGCUGUGAGAUCAAGAAUCUGCAGCAGACAAAGACAGAAUCUGAACACAAGAGGAAAAAGGUGGAGGCCCAGCUGCAGGAGUUUAUGACCAAGACCACUGAGGUGGAGCGAGUAAAGGGAGAGCUGGCUGAUCGCUCAAACAAACUCCAGGUUGAGCUGGACAACGUUUCUGUUUUGCUGGAGGAGGCGGAGAAGAAAGGAGUCAAACUGACCAAGGAAGUCGAAAACCUGAACAGCAAACUGCAAGACUCUGAGGAGUUGAGGCAGGAGGAAACGCGCCAGAAGCUGAAUCUGAGCGGCCAAAUCCGCCAGCUGGAGGUGGAGAAGAACACCUUGUUGGAGCAGCAGGAGGAGGACGAGGAGGCAAGACGCAACCUGGAGAAACAGCUGCAGUCCGUGCAAGCUCAGCUGUUUGAGGCAAAGAAGAAACUUGAGGACGAUGUUGGAGCGAUGGAAGGUUUGGAGGAGGCCAAGAGAAAACUUCAGAAGGACAUGGAGUUAACCAGCCAGCGUCUGGAGGAGAAGACCAUGUCGAUGGACAAGAUGGAGAAGACAAAGAACAGACUGCAGCAGGAGCUGGAUGACCUGAUGGUGGAUCUGGACCACCAGAGACAGAUUGUCUCCAACCUGGAGAAGAAGCAAAAGAAGUUUGAUCAGAUGCUGGCUGAGGAGAAGACCAUCUCUGCUCGCUAUGCUGAAGAGCGUGACCGUGCGGAGGCUGAGGCCAGAGAGAAGGACACCAAGGCUCUGUCCAUGGCCAGAGCUCUGGAGGAGGCGCUGGAGGCUAAAGAGGAGCUGGAGCGGUUUAAUAAGCAGCUGCGGGUUGAAAUGGAGGACCUGAUGAGCUCCAAGGAUGACGUAGGAAAGAACGUCCAUGAACUGGAGAAAUCCAAGCGUAUGCUGGAGCAGCAGGUGGAGGAGAUGAGGACACAGCUGGAAGAGCUGGAGGACGAGCUGCAGGCCACAGAAGAUGGAAAACUGCGGCUGGAGGUCAACAUGCAGGCCAUGAAGGCUCAGUUUGACAGAGAUGUGCAGGCCAGAGAUGAACAAGGAGAGGAGAAGAAGAGGGCGCUGGUCAAACAGGUCCGUGAGAUGGAGGCUGAGUUGGAGGAUGAAAGGAAGCAGAGAGCUAUGUCUAUUGCAGCCAAGAAGAAGCUGGAGAUGGACCUGAACGAGCUGGAGGGACAGAUUGAAGCUGCCACCAAGGGCAGGGACGAGGCUGUCAAACAGCUCAAGAAACUCCAGGCUCAGAUGAAGGACUAUCAGCGGGAGCUGGAGGAAGCCAGAGCUUCCAGGGACGAGAUCUUCACGCAGUCAAAGGAGAACGAAAAGAAACUCAAAAGUCUGGAAGCUGAAAUCUUACAGCUACAGGAGGAUCAUGCAGCGUCAGAGAGAGCCAGGCGACAUGCAGAGCAGGAGAGGGAUGAGCUCGCUGAUGAGAUCUCCAACAGUGUUUCCGGAAAGUCAUCACUGCUGGAGGAGAAGAGGAGGCUGGAGGCCCGCAUCAGUCAGCUGGAGGAGGAGCUGGAGGAGGAGCAAGGCAACAUGGAGAUGAUCAACGACCGUUUGAGGAAAACAACCCUGCAGGUUGAAGGCCUGACCACAGAGUUGUCUGGAGAGCGCAGCACUGCUCAAAAGAGCGAGAACGCUCGACAACAAAUGGAACGACAGAACAAGGAUUUAAAGGCUAAACUGGCAGAGCUGGAAGGUGCUGUCAAGUCAAAGUUUAAAGCUUCUAUCGCUGCUCAGGAGGCAAAGAUUCUACAGAUGGAGGAGCAGCUGGAGCAAGAAGUCAAGUAAAGAGCUGCAGCCAACAAAAUCGUCCGUCGCACAGAGAAGAAACUGAAGGAGGUGAUGAUGCAGGUGGAGGAUGAGCGCCGACAUGCAGACCAGUACAAGGAGCAGUUGGAGAAAGCCAAUACACGUUUGAAACAGUUGAAGCGUCAAUUGGAGGAGGCAGAGGAGGAGGCCACCAGGUCAAACGCCUCCCGCAGGAAGCUGCAGAGGGAGCUGGACGAUGCCACUGAAGCCAGCGAGGGCCUGACACGGGAGGUGAACUCACUGAAGAACCGUCUCAGGCGUGGAGCCCCCGUCAGUGGCUUUUCUUCCAGUCGUUCUGGCCGCCGUAACCUCAACCUGGACGGCGCCUCUGUGGACAUGUCGGAUGAUGACGCAGAUAGUCGCACCAGCGACUGUAACGAGACACAGAACUCCAUCGCCGAGUGAACGCAUUGAUGCUCCUUCCUCGCUUUCCCGUUUUCUUCUUCCCUCUUCCACCCUCUCAGUCUCCCCUCUAACCGCUCUGCCCGUGAACUGCACUCAGUUUCCCCCAAGAGGUCAUCACAGUUGGCACCGCGUGACUUCAUCUCAAACUUAAGACUAAACUGGAAGAUUGGAGCAAUGUUUUAGUUAAAGUUUUGGUUUUCUCUAAAUCAUUAUAGCAGAGGAAAUCCAACCACCCUGCCCUGAUGAGAAGCCUUCAGGCCUGGCAGGGCAAACAGACAGAGCUGCCUCACUCUGUUAUUAUUCAGCACGCUGCUAGUCCUUUUUUAAUGUAUAACCGCCCUGUCCUAUCUGAUCAGGCCUGAAGUUAUAUCUGCUCAACUUCUUGAGGAGUAUGCAUAGGUACAAAGUGCUUUUCCUCUAUGUGAAUUUUUGUGCAAAGAAGGCAGAGGCUGUAGGUAACAUUUGAAAACACGCUUCCCCUCUAAAGCACCACCAGGACUUGUUUGACUCUUGUUGACUCUAGGUGUUCUGCUCUGCAGUUAUUAAAGCCAUCUCACCCCUUCCCCCCUCCGCCCUACACAUAACCUCUUUCUAAGGAGAAAUCUGGGGUCAAGUUGACGGUGGCCUCUGCACCGUCAUGCCUGCUGCUUUAGUUGCAUGAGUCUCCCUCUGAUGCACAGACUACACUACAACAACAUCUGACAUCUUUGGACAUGCAAUAACACAACAAACACAAACUAAAGCCAAAUGUAUUACUGUGAAGAAAAAAAACCCAGUAUUUUUAUUUGUGUUUUUUCAUCUCAUUUAUUAUUGAACGAAUGUCUCGCUGAGGACAAAACAAAAUAUCCCCACCUGUGAGAUCUACCAAGAUGUCUUUGUAGAUUCUAAUUCAUCCAGAUCUUGGUUUUCCAUGUCUUUCAACCAAAAGCAACUGGAUUUGUUAACUGGAUUGUAUUGAUGACCACAGCUAGACAUUUUAAUGAAAGAAUGGCACAAAGGUGUGGAAAAAUGAACAGAACUGCACAGAAUAAUGAUUUAUUCUCUUUUUAACUGGAAACCAACAUGUGAAAAGCUCUUACUGGAAGCACUCAACUGGUACUUAGUCCAUAUUUGCUCAGUUAAAUUAUUUAGUAUUAUUACUAUCUUUUCUUUUCUUAAAGUGAAUUAUCUAUCUCUGAAUUUUACAAGUCAUUUAGCACUUACUGUGGUCCGUAGGUUUUUGUAGUUGUCAAAUACAUAAAACAUAAGGAUCCAAACUUCCAUCUUUCAGCACAAAUUUUACUAUUAAAUACUCUUUAAUGCGGCUGUGAUUUUUCUGUUUUUCAAACAAACAGAAGUAUUUUUGUUUAAGUUUUGUUUUCUCUUUUUUUUUGCAACAUGAAAGAAAGUGAAGUGUCAUUUAAUCUUUAUUCAUCUGUGGUCAUGUUGAAUUACGUUCUUGCAGGUUACCUGGAUUAGGAAACAGGUAAGAAUAUCUCACUAGCUCUACUUGCACUGGCAGUUCAUCAGCACAUGGAACUUUAGACUUUAAGUUUAAAUAAGUCAAAGCAGUUUCCUGCUUUUUUGAUCAUUUGCCUUUCAUGCAUGGUUUAUGGUGUAAGUGGUUACACAUUAAUACAAUGUGUUUCAGAAAUAAAACAAUAUUCUAAUUGUAAAAGGACAAAAUGAAAGAUGUCAGAGAUGGUUUUGCCACCGUUUUUUAAGGUAAAGUGUUUGGGUUUUUUUGUGUAAGAUUAAAUUUCCUUCUUUUUUGAAAGAAACUACAGCCAAUUGACCUAAUUAUACCACUACAGUGUAGAAGGGGGGAAAGACAGCAAGGUACUAUUAUCUUUCAUUUCUGCCUUUAUUGUUAUUUUUCCUUUUAUUUCAUGCACAGAUGAAGCUGGUCGUUUGUGACUCACUCUGCCCUUCUCAAAUGUGAAUGAGGUGGCAAAGAUUUUGUUGCAGAUGUGGGAGUAACACCUAAUGGGAUAAAACUGGUACCUUUUAUUAUAAUCCCCAUUUUUUGUGUUGUAAUCUUGCUGAGCUUCAUAUCAUUAUCCACUUUGUACUUCUACGUUGAUAAUGGCUACCAAGCUAAGCCAAGUGUUCACAGUUUGUGUUACAGUAUUAUAAUUAACCACCUGAAACACUAGAGCCAUUGGCAGCUGCAUGUCCCAUAAUUAUUUCUCAACAAAACCAUGUAUUUCCACAAUAACCAUUCAAAGAAAAGUGUUGAACUUUAUAUUUGGGAAAUGAUGCACCACUGAGGGUCUGGUGUGGUCAGGAGCUUUGACAUCUACAAGUAUUAACUCACUUUUAUUAUUAAUAUUAUUAUCCAUCCGGCUACUGCCAGGCAUUCUAUUGCAAAUACACCCAUCCUAUUAUUUCUUGUAAACCUGACUUUCUAGGUGGUAUUGAGUUUUGUUUUGUUUUUGUAAAAUGAAAAUAAAGCAUAUUCAUUGUAGCUGUAGAGGUUUUUUAAAAAAGAGUUGAAUACGUGAAC